GCUUGAGUCCAACCAAACAAAAUUCUCAAGUUUCAGCCGUGAGCAUGUCUCCAGUAGCUGGCACAAACGGAGGAGCAUUUGGCGGUGCUAAAACAAAGGCCGUUUUCGUGGCAAUAGUUGUCUUAUUUGCCAGAACCGCUCAGGGGGAGGAGAUCGCAUGGGAGCAUGAAGUUCUGACUCAAGAGCACACGGAGCUGCUCGAUACAUGGCACAACCAUGUCAUCGAAACUGUCGAAGAAGGGUUCCGCAUGAAAGUCGGCGACCUUUGCGAUGUCAUGGCUCCGCAGCGGGAGCCUGAAGACAAGGAGACGGUGCCGCCGGCCACCUGGAUCAAACCCACACUGAAGGGGCGAGGGAACGACAAGGUCACGUUAUGGUUCGCCAACGACAAUCUCUACUUCCUCGCCUACAAUAAUUUGACGAACCAGCUCCAUACGUCAAAAGGGUACGAUGCCAUAUUUGUCGAGCCGUUUUAUCCACUUUCCUUUGGCCCAAGCUAUAAGGACCUCAUGGGAGUACACAAAGGACCCGAUGGAAAGAACAUACCUUCCCAUAAGUUUCUAGUUGACGUUCCACUUGGGAAAGAGUCGCUGCUAGAUGCGAUUCACGUCCUCUCGUCCUACGACUCUUCUUCAACUUCAAUCCCUGUCGGCGACCUAAAAAUAGCAAUGGCCCAAAUUAUACUCAUGGGACCGGAAUCCUUACGAUUCCGUCCCGUACGCGACGCAUAUAUUCUGCAAUGGGGGAGGGGAGAAAUAUACUUGACUGAGGAGGUGACAGAUUAUUUGGUUAAGUGGUCAGAGAUUAGUAAAGUAUUGGUGUGGUGGGAAUGGGCGGGCAGGAGAGAUUUUUGGGAUCCCAAGGAGGCUGGGGAGUUGGCCGACGAACUUGACAUCGAGUCUCCGGAGGAGGCGCUCGGAUUAGUAGACUUACUACUUCGACCUGAGCCUAGAAGAAUCAGGUAGUAAAUUAUGCAAGGUCCUUGUUGUAGUUGAAAUGACAAUAAGAAGUUUGGUGAUGUAAUAGGAUAUGAGCAAGGUCCUUGUUGUAGUUGAAAUGACAAUAAGAAGUUUGGUGAUGUAAUAGGAUAUGAGC
This is a messenger RNA of Triticum dicoccoides, 1095 nucleotides long. RefSeq lists its product as uncharacterized. Gene Ontology annotation, biological process: negative regulation of translation. The transcript has 2 exons. Gene Ontology annotation, molecular function: rRNA N-glycosylase activity. The coding region runs from base 45 to 965 and encodes 306 amino acids. The record is from RefSeq and is a predicted model, not a curated record. NCBI's taxonomy places the organism in Eukaryota, Viridiplantae, Streptophyta, Magnoliopsida, Poales, Poaceae.